Messenger RNA from Fusarium musae, 972 nucleotides. RefSeq lists its product as uncharacterized. Lineage: Eukaryota; Fungi; Ascomycota; Sordariomycetes; Hypocreales; Nectriaceae. The coding region runs from base 1 to 972 and encodes 323 amino acids. The transcript has 3 exons. The record is from RefSeq and is a predicted model, not a curated record.
AUGGCUGUCCGAACACAGCUUUUCCCUCCGUCCCCUACUUUCACAGAAUCUUCCCUGCCGUCCUUGAGCUCCAGGGUGUAUAUCGUCACCGGUGCAACAUCUGGUGUUGGUCUGGAACUGGCCAAGAUUCUCUAUUACCGCUCAGCGAUCGUUUACAUAGCUGCACGCAAUUAUUCCAAGAUCACGUCGGCCAUAAAAGAGGUGCAGUCAGCGUUUCCUGAUUCAACAGGACGUCUUGAGUCGCUAUGCGUUGACCUUUCCGACCUCGCAAGUAUCAAGCCUGCAGCUCAGCGAUUCCUCGCCAAAGAACCAAGACUCGAUGGCCUAGUACUCAAUGCUGGUGUCAUGAUGCCCCCGGAGGGUAGCAAGACCGAGCUGGGGCAUGAGUUACAAAUGGGAACGAAUUGUUUGGGCGGAUAUCUACUGUCGCGGCUUCUCGAGGAGCUUCUGGUGAGGACAACGGUUGUAGCAGACGAGGGAACUGUUCGAGUUGUAUGGCUUGCAAGUACUCUUCAGAUGGGCACACCCAAGGGAGGUCUUGUCUGGGACGAGGUCAAGAAGGAGCCGAAAGUGGUCAAAGACCAGAUGGAGAACUACAUGAUGAGCAAGGCCGGUAAUCUUCUCUUGGCCCACGAGACUUCUCAGAGAUUGGGAUCGCAAGGAAUUAUAUCAGUGGCUGUCAACCCAGGGUUCUUGAAGACGGAGCUUCAGCGUCAUAUGCCCGGACCUGUGUCUUUCAUGAUGGGCCUCAUGUUUAAAGCGCCCAAGUAUGGAGCUUACAGUGAGCUGUUCGGACUGCUGUCACCAGAUAUCACCGCUGAGAAUAACGGAGCCUUGAUCUACCCUUGGGGUCGUAUCGGAUGCAUCCCAGACGACAUCAAGGUGUCUUUAAAGAAUGGACAAGAGGGGGGCACUGGCCUCUCAAAAGCUUUCGCUGACUGGUGUGAGAGAGAAACUCGUCAGUACAAGUAG